AUGAAAGCAGUUGAAAUUCUAUUUACGAACACAGAAUGGGGAGAAAUCAUAGCAAAAAAAUUUGAAGACGCGUCAAUUUCAAAAGAAAAAGCGAUUGAAUUAAUAGAAAAGCAUUUGCUAUCAAUAAACGAGAUUGAAGAAACCUUGCUUGGAAACAUAGCAGACUUUAUGAUAAAAGAACAAUUAGAUUUUGUACCAGAAACAGAUGCGAUAGAAUGCUUAAAUGCUGCCAUGAAAAAAUUCACACAGAUGCAAGAGAAAAUUAUCAACAUCAAAAAACAAAUAACAGAAGAAACAACAAAACAAUGA
This is a messenger RNA of Oikopleura dioica, 309 nucleotides long. NCBI's taxonomy places the organism in Eukaryota, Metazoa, Chordata, Appendicularia, Copelata, Oikopleuridae. The record is from the annotation of a GenBank genome assembly.